Molecule: messenger RNA, 2314 nt
Organism: Caenorhabditis angaria
Lineage: Eukaryota; Metazoa; Nematoda; Chromadorea; Rhabditida; Rhabditidae
Source: the annotation of a GenBank genome assembly
AUGAAAAAACAACAAAAAGUAUGUCAAUGACAAAAAAAAUGAAAAACAAUGACAAGAAAAUAAAAGUAAACAUGGAAGUACGCCCUAUUGUUAAAAGGGACGCGGCAUUGCGGAGUAUCGUUGUAUUAUUUUUGUUUGCAAAUAAGCGUGUCUGCACUCUCUUCAUGUUAUUCUCUCUCGCCAAUAUCCUUCUUCCUGUGUCUUGUUUGUGUUUUUCAUUUUUUUUGGCGGGAGGGUGAUAACUUUAUUGAUUUUUCUUCAGCAGACUUUUUCUUUCUUCUGGAAGUUUUGACAAAUACUGACAUUGAAUAUUGAUUUUUUUCAGCCAAAAACAUCUCAAAAUGUCAACUUUUGUGCAAGACCGAAGAAAAAAUCGAUUCAUGCGAAGAAAGAUCGAUUCGCUGGAAAUGUGGAAUAUCCUGAUAUUUAUUUGUCUGAAAUUCUGGAAGAAGUUAAAUUAGGUGAGUUCUGGGUUAUGAAACUUCUGAAUGAGAAAAUAAACGGAGUUAUUUUCUCUAACAAGGAAACCUUUUUUACUCAACACUUCAAAUCAUGAUGAAAUUUGGUCCAUGGGUAGCUUUUGGGGUCAUAAGAACACCCUAAAAAUUUUAGUCUCCCAAUGGACCUCUGAGCCAAGUUCUGGGCUCUCAAAAAUUCGAAAAAGGCUUUUUCGGCUGAAAAUUCAUGAAAAUUCAUAUGUGCCCCUGCUCAUUCUUUUUUCCAAAAAUCAAAAUAUUUUUCCGAAAAUUUGAUUUAUUCAUGCUUUUUUGGGUGUUAAUAGUCUUUUUCUUUAAUAAAAAAACAUCUUUAAACGACAAUAACUUUUUACUUCUGCAAUUAGGACAAAAUCUGACCACAAAAUCGUGUUCAGCGUGUCAAAAUCUAUCGGAAAUGAUAUAUUUCAUUUUAAAAAUAAACAAUGCGAUGCUCUUCUUGAAUAAAUCUCGAAAAACAUCAAACAUUUAUUAGCCAUUCACUCUCGCAUUCUCGCCGCCUUGGAUGGCGCAGUCGGUAGAGCAGUCGAUUAAAGAUCCUGCGAAAGCAAGCAAAAUUAUCAAGUUCGAACCCCGCUGGGGAAAAAAUAUUUUUUUUUUUGCAAAUUUUGUUUUUGACUAAUUUCGACCUGCUGAUCAACGUAGAACACUUUAUUUUUGACCUAGACGUUCCUGUUACGAGUUAUGUCUCACCCAGAAGUUCGAACCCCGGUGAAUGUAAAUUUUUCAAAGUUUUUUAAAAUCUUGUUCCUGACUAAUGUCGACAUGCUGAUCAACGUAGAAUACUUUAUUUUUGACCUAGACGUUCCUGUUACGAGUUAUGUCUCACCCAGAAGUUCGAACCCCGGUGAAUGUAAAUUUUUCAAAGUUUUUCAAAAUUUUGUUUUUGACUAAUGUCGACCUGCUGAUCAACGUAGAAUACUUUUUUUUUGACCUAGACGUUCCUGUUACGAGUUAUGUCUCACCCAGAAGUUCGAACCCCGGUGAAUGUAAAUUUUUUAAAAUUUUAGCCUUUUUUUGAGUUUUUGAGAGCCCAGAUUUUGGCUCAGAGGUCCAUUGGGAGACAAAAAUUUUUAGGGUGUUCUUAUGACCCCAAAAGCUGCCUAUGGACAAAAUUCACCAUGAUUUGAGGUGUUGAGUAAAAAAGGUUCCCUUGUAAACCAAUUUUUCUUCCAAGAAUUGAAAAACAUAAUGAAUUUUUUCAGAACAACAAAAAUCCGCGAAUGAUUUUGAGCUGAUUUUCGAAACCAAAGAGGAACGCCUCCAGGUGAUAUCAUCAUUUUUGAAUGAAAAUUUGACGAUUUGAAGAAGAAAACGAUGCGCGUGCUAGGUUUUGCGAUUCUUGUGGAACAUAUCAGGUGAGUUUUUUUUCUUAAGAAAUUUCUUGAAAUGAAAAUUAGCUUCGAGGGGAAGUUAGGGGCUUUAGGGAACUCUAGAGUGCUACGAAAAGCUUUAGAGUACUUCAGGGAGCUUUUUUCAUUUCUAAAAUUCCUAAUUAGAUUCGAUUACUGAUGUUAUGUAGUACUGUAUCCAACAUCUACAGUAGUUUGAAAACUACAGAAUCUCAUAUUCUUUCUCGAUUUUUGAUAUGAUCUUGAACAUAGUAAAAAACUAACAUGAGCAAUGAAUUAAUUCUUGAUAACUUUAUGAAAAAAUUAAAAUGAAUCCUGAGAAUCCUCGUAAGAAGCCUAAACAAAAAACAUUUUUUCAGGAUGAAGGCAAUGCCAAACGCGAGGAAGACACACAAUCAAUUUUCCAACCACCCUCGCCACCAAAACAUUAGAAGUUCUCUCUGUCGUCAUGCAAUAAUUUUUAGUUAA